AUGGGUACCACAGGACUGACACUGGCAGAUUUGCCAAAUAUUUUUAUUAUGAUCGGCGCUCUCGUGGCGCUUUUCGUAAUGUUAGUCAUUCUACUCAGGAACAUGGAGGUGAUAGGCAUAAUGGGCGAGGGUCGGGAAGACGCCUGGGCCCGCAGCAUGCAACCACCCAGGCUUCUCAUGCAGAGGGUGCACAUACCUUUCACAUUUAAAGUACAGGAGAACGCACCAAUCGGAUAUAAUGGUGUAAACUGCUGCGUGUCCUCAACAGUAAGAUACUGGCACGCGAGCUGGUGGGGAGCUCCUGUACGGGAGCUGCACAGGACGCUAUGGGGCUCGUUAGCAGAGAUCCUAGCCUCCAAUAACUUCAAUUUUACAAAAAACAGCCCCCACGAUGAGAAGACAUUGAGGCUAUCAACGGAGGAACCACUCCAGCUGGGGCCACCUCCUCGGUCCUGCUACCCUCUGGUGGUGAUCUUGGCGAGAGAUCUCCGAGACACAGGGGAACUCAGGCCUGAUGAUACGGUGGCGUUAAUUAGCGUGGUGCACAUCAGAGACGAUCAGUGUCCGCUGCCGAGCGGUGUGAUCGCGCAGUACUUGAAGCAGGCGAACGGACAUCUGUCCUGUUUGAAGCAAUUGUACGUGAGCGGCGAGUGCGGGCCGGCGGAGGCGUGCGGGCCGUGCGGGCCGGAGUACGGCGCGGCGCCGAGCGCGGCCGACGCGCUGUGCUGCGUGUGCGCCGCGCACCCGCUGUCGCGCGCGCUGCUGCCCUGCAGGCACGCCUGUCUCUGCGCGCACUGCCUGCCGAAACUGGACAAGUGUCCGAUAUGCCGCAGCGUGAUCACCAGCUACUUCUGCAUCCGCAACGACGACGAGCGCGACCUCACCGAGCUCAAACAGCAACGGUUCUUCAACAGACGGCUCUUCAACCUGUUCCACUAUCAUUAG
Messenger RNA from Spodoptera littoralis (African cotton leafworm), 945 nucleotides. NCBI's taxonomy places the organism in Eukaryota, Metazoa, Arthropoda, Insecta, Lepidoptera, Noctuidae. The record is from the annotation of a GenBank genome assembly.